CAGCUGUUCGCUUGUUUAUGAAUGAACAUGUUCGGCACGGUGUGUCACCGUAAAACGUUUGACGCUUUUGUAAGAUGUACGUGCGGAUUGCGCGUGUCUUCCGUGAAGAUGCACCAGGGCCAUCAUCGAAGACAGACACUGGUUGUUGGUCUCGGUAACUACACUAUGCCAGACACUCGACACAGCGUGGGAAUGACGACAGUGAAUAGAAUAGCCAAUCAGAUGGGGUUGACAUGGCAUAAAGAUAGGAAAUGUUUUGGAGAUGUUGCUGUGACAACUAUUGAUGGUGAUCAUCACCUGAUUUUACUGAAACCAAGGCUAUUCAUGAACGUGAAUGGGUUGAGUAUUGUAAAAUGUGCAAAAAAGUAUGAGUUACAACCCAGUGAUAUUUACCUUAUACACGAUGACUUGGAUCGGUCCUUUGGUAAAUACAGCAUUAAAUUAAAUGGAAGUGCAAGGGGUCACAAUGGAGUGAAGUCAGCGAUGAAUUGUCUUAAGUCUGAUGCUAUGGUUCGUAUGCGAAUCGGAAUCGGCAGGCCGACUACUAAAAACGAAGUUAUAAAUUACGUUCUAUCCCAGUUUACUGGCGAGCAACUAUUAAUAUUGGACGGUAUCAUAGACGGUGUAGUGGAUACACUAUUGCGUCACGUACGACAGAGACAUAGCUUUUCGCCGAUAAUGCCAAUGCGCAAUACCGAGCCAUCGUGAUAGUGAUCAGGGGUAACCAAUUGGUGGGGGUCUGUACAGAAAUGUUAUAUUCGCAUACACCUGACGACAAAUCCAUCCAAUGACACGUGGCGUCUUAUUGGUUAUUGAUACCCCG
Messenger RNA from Saccoglossus kowalevskii, 823 nucleotides. Its product is annotated as putative peptidyl-tRNA hydrolase. Lineage: Eukaryota; Metazoa; Hemichordata; Enteropneusta; Harrimaniidae. The record is from RefSeq and is a predicted model, not a curated record. Gene Ontology annotation, molecular function: peptidyl-tRNA hydrolase activity.